AUGAUGUCUGGCGUCGUUCUCCUCGUAGUCGUCGCACUGGCGAGUGCGACGGCCCUGCCUCCAACAGGGCGGUACAGUCCCGACUGGGCGUCGCUGGACACCCGGCCAACGCCGUCGUGGUUCGACGAGGCCAAGGUCGGCGUCAUGAUCCACUGGGGCGUCUACUCGGUGCCUAGCUUCGGCGGCGAGUGGUUCUGGCACAAGUGGCGCGAAGGCAAGGAGCCGAAGUACGCCGAGUUCAUGCAGCGCAACUACAGGCCCGGCUUCACGUACCAGGACUUUGCGCCGCAGUUCACGGCCGAACUGUUCGACCCGGACCGCUGGGCCGACAUCUUCGAAAAGUCGGGAGCUCGGUAUGUGGUGGUGACGAGCAAACACCACGACGGAUUCACACUGUGGCCGUCAAAUGCGUCGACCAACUGGAACUCUCAGGACGUCGGACCUCACCGGGACUUGGUGGGAGAGUUGGCAAGCGCCGUGCGGCGCAAGCAAGGAAUGCGCUUCGGCGUGUACCACUCGAUGUUGGACUGGUACCACCCGCUCUAUCUGGCCGACAAGGAGACGGGCUUCACGAGGGCCCGCUUUCCGCAAGCCAAGACCCUACCGGAACUGAGGGAACUUGUGGAGAGGUAUCAUCCCGACGUAUUAAGGACUGAUGGGGACUUGGAAGCCCCGGAAUCAUACUGGAACAGCACCGCCUUCCUCGCGUGGCUGUUCAACGACAGUCCCGUUCGGUCCACGGUGGUGGUCAAUGACAAUUGGGGCAAGGACGUUCGAUGCAAGCACGGCGACUCCUUCACCGCCUGCGGCGGCGAGCAGGGAAUCCUGCAGCAGCACAAGUGGGAGCACUACGUGCCUGUGGACAAGACUUCCUGGGGCUACAGGCGCGAAGCCAGCCUGUCAGAUUACUUCACAACCCGAGAGCUUAUCGAGAAACUCGUAAGCACCGUCAGCUGCAACGGUAACCUGCUCAUCAAUGUCGGCGCCACCAAGGAAGGCACCAUCACGCCAGCCUUCGAAGAGCGGCUGUAUGAGCUGGGAAGAUGGCUGUCCGUUAACGGCGAAGCCGUCUACGGAUCGAAGGCGUGGAAACACCACAGGGAUGCGGCAUCGCCGAACGUCUGGUACACGACCAAUGGGGACACUGUCUACGCAUUCGUGCUGAGUUGGCCAAAGGACGAAGACCUGUACUUGCAGUCGCUGGAAUUGUCGUCGGGAAGCAAGAUCACGUUGCUCGGCCUCUCUGGUGAGCUGAAGUGGACGGCAGCUAACGGCCAGGGCACGAUUGUUCACUUUCCAAAGCUCACGCCGGACAAGCUGCCCACUCCGUGGGCCUUGGUGUUGGCGGUCCAAGCUGCCGUCUGAUUUUUCCCCC
Molecule: messenger RNA, 1375 nt
Organism: Rhipicephalus sanguineus (brown dog tick)
Lineage: Eukaryota; Metazoa; Arthropoda; Arachnida; Ixodida; Ixodidae
Product: tissue alpha-L-fucosidase
Exons: 3
Coding region: 1-1365 (454 amino acids)
Biological process (GO): glycoside catabolic process; fucose metabolic process
Cellular component (GO): lysosome
Molecular function (GO): alpha-L-fucosidase activity
Source: RefSeq, a predicted model, not a curated record